AUGGCCUCCACGGGCAACAUAAGCAGAUAUCUCCGCGUAUCGGCAUAUUGCUUUUUAUGCAACCGGCCCUUCUCGACAGACCACGCGCCCGUCGCCAUACGGGCGUGCGGCCACAUCUUCGGAUACCGCUGCCUGUCCAUCACUCUCAACGGCGGCGACGUCGACGUAAAAGCCACAUGGUCCGACGUGUCGAUGCUGGCGCCCAAAGGCGCAAAGUGCCCCGAAUGCAAAGUCCCCAUCACGCACAUUGAAAGCGAGCAAAAAGCGCUAUCAAUACUCCGCGACAUCAGCAGCGACGCCCCGGACCAACGCAACAGGCUACAUGCGUUUGUCGAGCAGCUGCGGGAAAGCGUGGCAAAGGAAGACCCGGAUGUGGAGCCAAAGGACUAUAUGCAGUUUUUUCGCAGAUGCUAUACUAGUGACGGCGACGAUAUUUUGCAGAAGGCGCUGCAGGAUGCGGCGAGUGCGGGGGAUUACUUUUCACCGUUCCACGAUGCGAUUACCGCGUCGAGGGCGAGUGAUCCGCAACCUAUGGGUUUCGCGCUGCUGCGGCUGUGCUAUUUGCUGUGGGAUGCGCAUCAUGCGAUGAGGCGGAAGAGUAGCGUGUCGAUCAAUGUGUUGCUGUGGGAGGGGAAUCGGUGUCUGGGGGUUACUAAUCCGUUGGUGCAGUGGGAGGAUGUGGAGGAGGCGGCCGAGAUGGAGGAUACGAGACUUUUCCCGCUGCUGCAUUGCUUUACUAUGCUGGCUUCGCAGGCGCUGGCGAGGCAGAAUCUGGUGGAGCCUUGGGUUGGGGAGGAGGGGGUGGGCUUGGCGAGGAAGUUUGCGUGCGAGUGUAUUGGGCCGCAUUUUGAGGGGGAGCCGGGGGAUGUGUGGUUGGUGAAGUUGGGGGUCGUGGUUAAUGAGUUGAAGAGGCAUCAGUUUGAGAUGGGGAGGAGGCCGUUGGCUGGGGGUUCGGCGGAGAGGAGUAUUGUGAGGGGGUGGUGGGCGUUGGGAAAUAUGGAGGCUGAGAGUGAGGAAUGA
This is a messenger RNA of Pyrenophora tritici-repentis Pt-1C-BFP, 1020 nucleotides long. Lineage: Eukaryota; Fungi; Ascomycota; Dothideomycetes; Pleosporales; Pleosporaceae. The record is from RefSeq and is a predicted model, not a curated record.